Trachemys scripta elegans is the source of this 1930-nucleotide messenger RNA. RefSeq names its product general transcription factor II-I repeat domain-containing protein 2-like. The record is from RefSeq and is a predicted model, not a curated record. The transcript is spliced from 3 exons. Lineage: Eukaryota; Metazoa; Chordata; Testudines; Emydidae. Bases 745 to 1785 code for a protein of 346 amino acids.
CGCACGCACGCGGCCUCUCCGCCGCGUCCGCUUCCGGGCCGCCCCGGGUUCGGAUUCCGGAAGGAGACGGCAUCUCGGCGAGGACACACCGCCCCGCGCAGAAUGCGAAGCGGGCUCCAGCUCCCAGAGUCCAGUGGCGCUGUGAGGAUUUCAGCCUUUGUUCUGCAACAACAAGCUUCCACACACCGUCAGUGCCUUGCUAGUGUGCCAUACGCCGUGAGAUAUCUCUUCUCUUUGUGUGUGACUGAGAGCGUUUCCCUUGUGUGCGAAGUUAUUCAACAAAAUCUUGAGCUUCAUAAUGGCUACCAUGAGUGAAAAGAAAAAGAGAAAAAUAGAAUCAGAGCACAGAGUUUUCAACACUGAAUGGAUGAAUAAAUACUUAUGUACUGAGAACGAUACGGUUACUAAAGUAAGCUUUCAAAUUUCUAAGGAAAUUGCUGCUGCUGGGAAAUGCUUCACAGAAGGCGAGUUUUUAAAAAAGUGUAUGUUGAUUGCUGUAUCUGAGUUAUGUCCAGAAAAGAGGGGAAUAUUUGAGAAUGUCAGUCUAUCACGCAUGACUGUACAGAGAAGAAUAGCUGACAUUUCUACCAGUCUAAGUGAUCAGUUAAAGCAGAGAGUCAGUGAAUUCUGCUUUUAUUCCCUAGCUAUGGAUGAAAGCACCGAUUUAAAAGACACCACCCAACUUCUUAUUUUUAUUAGAGGUAUUGAUAAAAACUUUUUGAAAUUACUGAAGAAUUUGCUGGCAUGUGCUCCAUGACAGGUCACACAACCGGAAAAGAAAUCUCCAGUGAAGUGAUAAAGUGCAUGAAUGAUAAGUUGGGAUUAGAUUUCACAAACUUGGUGGCCAUUUGUACUGAUGGUGCUCCAGCUAUGUGCAGAAAAAAUGUUGGAGCAGUUACUCUUCUUGAAGAAUUUAUCGGGAGACAAGUAACUAAACAUCACUGCAUUAUACAUCAGCAGGUUUUGUGUAGCAAAGUCUUAAAAUUUGAGCAUAUAAUGUCAAUGGUAGUUUCCAUUGUAAACUACAUCCGUUCUAGAGGAUUAAAACACAGGACAUUUCAAGCCUUUCUUGAAGGGAUAGAUGCCGAGUGCAGCGACUUAAUUUACCAUACGGAAGUGAGGUGGUUGAGUCAAGGAAGAGUGCUCCAGCGUUUCAUUGCUUUGAAAGAGGAGGUAGCAAAAUUCCUAGAAAAUGGGCCAAUAAAAUUCCCAGAGCUUGAAAAUGAGUCCUGGAAUCAAGAUCUCUUUUUCUUUUGUGAUAUUACAGCACACCUGAAUGAUCUCAACAUUCAACUUCAGGGAAAAAAUCAACUUAUAUUUCAAAUGUGUGCAGCAGUGAAAGCUUUCAAAAUGAAAUUGAAACUUUUCAGAAGUCAGCUGUCAAAAGGUGAAAUGUGUCACUUUCCCACUUGUGCACAGCGUAUCCCUCAGCACAAACACGCCGAGUUAGGAGAAAAAUACGCAAAGCACAUUAAUCUUUUGAUUGAAGAAUUUGAUAGAAGACUUAUUUUCUCUAAAGAAGAAGACGUCCAGUUGAAGCUGUUUGAAGAUCCCUUUUCUGUGGAUCCAGAGGAAGUGCCACUAGAUUUGCAGUUGGAGGUUACUGAAUUUCAAUGUUCGGCAGUUUACCAAAAUAAGCACAGAGCAAGCAGCCUGUGGGACUUCUACAAAAGUCUGGACAAUGAAAAAUACAAGAAUCUUAUUGAAGUUGCACUGAAAAUGUUCAGCAUUUUUGGAAGCACUUAUAUAUGUGAGCAAACAUUUUCCAUCAUGAACAUGAAUUAAAAACAAGCAACGGUCUUCUCUGACUGACGACUGUUUGGAAGACAUUCUGAAAGUAUCCACUUCAAAUAUGACCCCCAAAUACAACAAGCUUGUUGUCGAAAAGAGAUGUAAUAUCUCUCAUUAAAUUUGCAAGGUAUUAUGAAAA